Messenger RNA from Tetranychus urticae (two-spotted spider mite), 4367 nucleotides. Its product is annotated as terminal uridylyltransferase 4. Gene Ontology annotation, molecular function: nucleic acid binding; zinc ion binding; RNA uridylyltransferase activity. NCBI's taxonomy places the organism in Eukaryota, Metazoa, Arthropoda, Arachnida, Trombidiformes, Tetranychidae. The record is from RefSeq and is a predicted model, not a curated record.
AUCUUGUGCUCGGAGUAUCGAUACAUUCAUUCUGUCUAGAGUAUCGAUAUUUGUUUAGAAUUGUGAAAAGUAUAAUAAAAUCUGUGUAAAAGUGUAUAUUUAGUGGAGACGCUACUCUAGAUUUUAACAAUUUCCAACUGAUUAACCAUUCUUUCAUGGUUUAGUAGAUUGUAAUUAAUGUGAUUUGUCUCAAUUUAUUCUAUCAAUCUUGGUCACUAAAGUGUUUUCUUCAAAAUGGAAGGAACAAUCGAAAUUAAUCUCCUCAAAGAGUGUAUGCAAAAUUGUAUCAACCGUUUGGACAAGCCCUCAUUUUUUAGAUGUGAAUUGUGCCGUGUAAAAAUACAUUCUGGGGUAUUGAGCAGCCAUCUUUUCAAUGAUCGAAAACAUAAGCACAAGUUUUUUGCUUUCAAAGAAGAUAUUGUAAGCUUCAGUUUACCCAAGCCAGGUCAGGCUCAGCUUAUUGCUAUCAAUGCUAUGGUCGAGAAGUAUGCUACUCGUUUACUGACACCACAAGGAUUGGCAUUGAGGUUAAGAGCUGUCACUGAGAUUGAAAGAAUUAUACAAUCUUGGUUUCAUCGGAUAGAAGUUCAUCUUCGACCUUAUGGAUCAACCGUCUCAGGGUUUGCUUUGGAUACAUCUGAUGUUAACGUCGAAUUGAUGCUGGAUAAUGAAGAUGAAUGUAAUCCUUCACAAGUUCUUCAACAGGUCGCAAUGCAAAUGGAGCUUGAUCCUGAUACCUAUUUAGAUCUUCACAAAGAAUUUGACAUAUCCAGCCCAAGGUUUUCGUUUAAACUCAACUCACCUCAGUUUGGUAAUGAAUUACCAACAAUUCAUUUUGGUGUUUACUCGAGCUCUUCGUAUGAAGUUGCCGAAAUUUUAGCGAAAUAUGCUUCACUUGACUCAAGAGUGACAAAACUUGCUGCCUGCUUUAAAAUCUGGGCACAAAAUUGUGGGUUUGACCGACCUGAUCAUGGGUUUUGGCCAUCCCAUGCUUUUCACAUAAUGACUGUCCACUUUUUACAGUCAACAUCUCCGCCAGUUUUGCCUAGUUUUUAUCCCGCCGAUGGCUCAACACCAUCUAAAAAAGAAAUAGACGAUGUUUACAAAGAAUUGAAACAAACUUGGGUAUCUGAUAAUAGGAAAAGCCUUGGUGAACUUUGGAUUGAGCUCUUAGCUUAUUACGCUAAAGACUUUUGUAGUGAAAACAACGUGGUUAAUUUGAGGGGCCUUAAACUAACCUUGUCCUCUAAAGAAUGGUCAACUUGUAUUUUAGCAGUAGAGGACCCAGUUCAUUCCGCUCACAAUUUAAGUCGUAGUAUUGGACGCAAAGACCUUUAUUUCAAUUAUCAUCAUAAUUUAGUUAGAACAUAUAGCUUUUUUAUGGCACCACGAAAUCAUACUAAAUGUCUUCUCAAUAACCUAGAUGAUUUUAUUUUGGAGCAGACUUCACCAACCUUCAAGACGCAAAUUAAUGCAGAAGAUAGUGAUGAAGAAGAUAAGGAUGAUGACGACAAUGACGUUGAAGAACCUCGAGGCUCUACGCGAAUGGGUAAAAGUGAACUCAACUUUAAUUACCAUGUUAAAUUGAGCAAAAAAUUUGGAAUUUCUUUCCGCUUAAGACCCGAUGUUCAUAAACGUUGGGCUAAUUUGAAACCACAAGAUUUUUAUUAUUCUUUGGAAAUCAACAGAUAUCCGUUCUUUAAAGAACCUCCCAGAUAUUGUAUAAAAUGUAAGCGUAUUGAUCAUUACAAAAGUGAAUGUACAUCCGAAAAAUUACCUGACUUGUUAGCUGUGCCUAACAUGUUAACUCUGGAUAGAUCAGUUCGCUUGGAUGAAGUUUGUCGCCAAUUGUACUAUUCAAACAGAUUGGAUGAUAGAUACGAGAAGCUUCAUCAAACUGUGCUCUUGAAAUUGACUGAAGUGGUUCGUAUGUCCUACCCAAAUGCUAAUUUACAACUUUUCGGUUCUUCCAAAAAUGGAUUUGGUGCAAAAAAGUGUGACCUUGAUUUAUGCAUGACUUUUGAGGAUAAUGAGACCGGUAAAGACGUUGACCAGACAGCCGUCAUUUCGACCCUUGCAAAAGAUCUUCGUAAAUUUCGAAAAUCUAUUUCCAAUCUACAGCCGAUUCCUCAAGCCAAAGUACCAGUACUUAAACUACGAUUUCUUUUGCAAGAAUUUAACGAAUCUUUUGACUGUGACAUUAGUUUGUAUAACCUAUUGGCGAGUCACAAUACAAGAUUACUUCGAACCUAUUGCCAAAUAGACGAACGUGUUGCAAUGCUCGGUUUCACAGUUAAACAAUUUUUUAAGCAAUGUGGUAUUUGUGAUGCUUCAAAAGGGAGUCUGUCUUCUUACGCUUACACUCUGAUGACGCUGUAUUAUCUCCAAAGAUGUAGUCCACCAGUAAUACCAAUUUUGCAGGAACUUUACGAUGGUGAUCGACCUCCUGAACGGAUAGUCGAUGGCUACAACACAUGGUUUUUCGAGGACUUGGACCGCCUGCAAGAAAAGUGGAUUCAUUUUGGUGCCAAUACUCUCAGUGUUGGUAACUUAUUUUAUGGUUUCACAAAAUUUUAUGCAGAAAUUUUUCCGUUUGAUACGCUAGUGGUUUGUAUUAGACGCUCACGUGAUUUAACCAAAAUGGAAAAGAAAUGGACUGGAAGGCGCAUUGCAAUUGAAGAUCCAUUCUUACUUUCUCACAAUCUCGGACAAGGCAUCGAGCCUGAAAUGGCUCGUUACAUCAAAGCAUCAAUUGUUUUAGGUAGAAACCGAAUCGGUAACCAGCCGGAGAAUUUAAAAAAGUAUAAUUCAUGGUAUGAUUAUUUCUUCGAUUCUCAAUGUUUAACUGACGGCGCUUUCCCAAAAGGACGUGGUUGCCACUAUUGCAAUCGAAUUGGACACCAAAAAAGUAAUUGCCCUGAAAUGCCACAAAAUAGAGGGAAGAAUAGAGAUGAUUAUGAUAAAUCUAAGAGUAACGUUAAAAAUUCACCUAAAGGUAAUCGCAACCGUAAAGGCAUUGAAUCGAAUGAUUUUGGUAACGACUCGGAUCUAUAUUCUUCUCCUCGAUACAAUAAAAAGUCCCUACUCGGUAACGUGCAAAAUCAAUAUAAACGACUUUCUAUCAACCAACAAAACAGAAAUUUUUCAAACCCAUCCUCACCGCAAGAAGCACCAUCUUCAUCCAUUAGGUCACAUCGAAAUGACCGAACUCCUGGGUUACUGAACUCUCAUCAACAUCCCCAAUUAUGGCAUCCACCUUCCAAUAAUAAUAACAACCAUCAUCCUCAUCAAACCCCAAAACAAAACUCUCCAUCUAAUUUUAAUCACCGUUCAUUUGCUCAUUCAGGAAAUGGCAAUCGACAAGCAAACACCCGCUUUGGCAAUUCACGAAAUACACAGCUGGUUAACGAUGAUUCAUACCAGUACGAGAGCUUAGAGUUUCCAGAACUUGCAGCUAAUAAGCGAUUUACGAAUAGACGUCGUUGAUUCGAUGAUGAACCAACCCCAACUUACUUUGUUUAUUUAACUAACCAUUGACUAGAAAGAAAUGUGAUUUGUUCAACGAGAUAGCUGAUGAUAAGUGAAAAUGUUAAUAGACUUAAACAUUAAUUUCCAAAGGCAAAUGACUACAAUUAACAAUUCAAAAGCAACCUACACGAGGUUUCCUUCAAAAGUAAACAGCCGAAAAAUAAUUUCUUCGUCUACAGCAUUUUUUUGUAUUGUUUUGGUGAGAGCAGAGCAACAAUCAAAUGAUCAAAUCUACACUUCUUAAAGACACUUUCUUAAAUUAUCUUUAUCAUACUUUCUCUGUUGUUUUCAAAUCCUUCAACAAUUAUCUUCUUACUAAUUAGACUUUUCUUCUUUUGUAAACAUUGAAAAUAGCUAUUUUACUUAAGAGAGUUUAUUUGAAAUUUUUGUCGAAAUUGUGUCAACAAUAUACACACAGUCAACCAAAAUGAUUUUGACUACCUUUUAUAAAUUGCAUACACAAACGAUAUAAACUAAAAAUUCAUCUUGUUAAAAAAUUAACAUUUAAUUUGACUCGAUAUGAAUGUAAAUAGAUGUUGAUAAAGUAAUUAAAAUUAAUUCAUCUAGCUUUUUUUGUGAAAAUGUGCAAUUCCCAAAAAUGAAUUUAAAAAAAAGGUAAUCAAACUCAUUUUAAUUGGCACGAUAAGUUUUACUGUCACAACUCCUCAUUUUCAUGGAUAUCGUAUAAUUUUUAUCCUUAUAUUUGCCCAAAGUUUUAGCAAAGAAAUCUCACUUUCAUCGUUUUCAAUUUUAAUAAAAACUCGAGUUAUAGUUAAUGUAGCAUUCAUGUUGAAUCAAGGUAUUUUUAAAUUUAUUGAUAAUAAAAAUUUCCCAACUGA